AGAGUGUGAGUGAAGUUGAAGUGUCGAGAGGUCAUUAGCGAGCGAAUGUUUUAUAAAGAAGAUUAUGGGGUCACAGCCGCCUCCUAAACCCUGGGAAAGACGGAUUCCGGGAAAUAUGAGUGCUCCCUCUUUCCAAUCUGCUGAACUGUUAUCUGGCCUACCCACGAGACAAGGACAGCCUAUACUUACAAGAAUUCCACCACCUCUUCCCCCAAGACCAGCACAACAGACUGGAGUUGGCAAUCUCAGCACUUACAGAUCUGUUUAUAACACCUUCUCUCCAGCAUAUACACCAUAUGGAAGCUCUUUGUAUGGAAGCUAUAGCCCUUAUAGUUAUGGAUAUGGAGGCCUUGGCUACAACAGAUUUCGAACUGAUGAUGUUCCUCCCAGUAGGUUUGUACGCCAGGCUGAAGAAAGCAGUAGAGGAGCAUUUCAGUCCAUUGAAAGUAUUGUUCAUGCAUUUGCUUCUGUCAGUAUGAUGCUUGAGGCUACUUUUUCAGCAGUAUACAACAGUUUCAGAGCCGUCUUGGAUGUUGCUAAUCACUUUUCCAGACUUCGAGUGCAUUUUACCAAAGUUCUCUCAGCAUUUGCAUUGAUCAGAACUUUGAAGUACUUAUAUAGGAAGUUACUAAGAUUACUGGGCCUGAGGAACAACUCUGAGGUCGAGGAUUUAUGGGCAGACAGUGCUGGUGCUGUGGUUCCAGCUGGGGCUGAAGACAAAGUACCUGGGUCAGGCAAAUCCUGGCCCAUCUUUUUGUUUUUUGCAGUUGUUUUUGGAGGUCCGUAUCUUAUAUGGAAAUUACUAAGCUCAGCUACUUCUGAAGAACCAGAAUCAACAAGUUGGGCAAAUGGAGAAGAUGAUCAUGUUGUAGCAAAGGCAGAAUAUGAUUUCACAGCUGGCUCAGAAGAAGAGCUCACAUUUCGUUCGAGUGACCUGCUGAACCUGGCUCCCAAAGAACAACAGCCCAAAGUACGUGGGUGGUUGCUGGCCAGUUUGGAUGGUCAAACAACAGGAUUAGUGCCCGCUAAUUAUGUCAGAAUUUUAGGUAAAAGACGGGGCAGAAGACAAGCAGAGCUGGAACGCAUGGCAGAGAAGCAGCCACUUGGAGGUUCAGCAACUGCAAAUGGAACUAAUGUCAUUGAGUCACUGGAAGAUCAAGAGGCAGCCUUUGAAUCGGCUUUUACUGAAACACCAGAACGUAGUAAGGAUCCUAUCUCUACAGAAUCCGCAAAUACUGGGAAGGAUGUCAUGAAUGACUGACAACUUAUUAGUAACAGGAAGAAACCUUUCCCGUUGUAAAGCUGGUGUAUUAAAUGAUAUUAAUAGCUUUUAAGUUUUUGUUGUACUGAUUUACAAUCCCUUCAUCCUCACCCCAGCAACAUAUUUUUUGAGAAAUGAAUCAGGUAUAUAAGAUGUUUAAUUUAUUUGCCACCUCCUAGUAAGUAUCCAUAUCAUUUUCCUUCGUAGACCAAGUAAUUCAUAUAUUUGGCCAAUAUAGUGCAGUUAAUUAUUCAUUGUUAAAAUCUCUGGAUCUUUUCUAAAAAGUCCUGAGAUUUAAACAACUUUUGAUGAUUAGACCCAUAAGCCAAAAGACUUGGUCUGUGUUUUGGUCUGUCUGUGAAUAAGUUGUCCUUCUUGAGAGACUUGGAUUUUGUUCAACAAAAUUGGCUACAAUUGGUUAACUUGACGUAAUUGCAAGCAUAACGAAAAGCUCUAUCCAUGCCUAAAAUUUGAUACUCAGGUUUUUUUGUAUUUGUAGAACUGCUGGUAUUAUGGAAAGUUUGGUAGUAAACUGUAGCUCGUGAUACGCUGCUGCUUGAUGAAAUUAAUUAGAUCAUCAUAAUACGUGUACUAACUCAAAACUGUAAAGGUUAUUACAAACAUUUGAACUAAACUUGUGACUACUUUUAAACUGUUCACAUUAUACACAAGUAAUAAUUUCACAAGUGAAGUUAAUAUAUGUCUGACAUGAUGUCCUUAAUAAUUGGAUAACCAUGAAACAGGUACUAGUUUGCUGUUAGUUUAUUGAAAUAUUAUUUGUAUAGUAAAUCCAACAAGGAGAAAUAGUCAAACUGUAGCAAUCACAGCUGAGUAAAACUGUAGGAACUUACUUGUGAUAAAGGGUGAACGUAGUGUCCAAUUCUUUGUGACAGAAUGGAGGUUACGUGAUGAAAGUAAUAAAUGUUGAAACAUAACUGUAAAGUAAAAAUAUAAGAGGUCUGCUGAAAAUUAUUUGUAUACAUUAAUAUAAACUGGUCUUUUCAUUUGGUUACAUACAUUUCUUAACCAAUUCUCUUCAAACAUUAUUAAAUAAUAUCAGUCAAUAAAAUACACAGAGAUUGGGAAGUUUCCAUGCAGAGUGCUCUUUACAUUGUGAAAAUAUGUCCAUUUUUAUUGUUUUAAUGUAAGGCUUCCCCUCUCUCACAUUGUUCCACACUUUGUACUCCAUUCAUUUUCAAGGAGGUGAGUCAAUGGAUCAUUACCCAUGAGAUAUGCAGUCUUUUUAAAUUACAAUAUUUUGGACAACUGUACAAUGAUUUAAAAAUGUAUAAUAUUAUUUGUAAAACAAUUAUAAUAUGCUUCGUAAAUAAUUGCAGGUAUAGAUGGAUAAGUUGCUUCCAUGGAUUUAACAUUUUCUCCAGUUUAUGAUCCCUGUGAAUUUGAAUAAAUACACCUGCACCUAG
Molecule: messenger RNA, 2685 nt
Organism: Carcharodon carcharias (great white shark)
Lineage: Eukaryota; Metazoa; Chordata; Chondrichthyes; Lamniformes; Lamnidae
Gene: pex13
Product: peroxisomal biogenesis factor 13
Exons: 4
Coding region: 65-1261 (398 amino acids)
Biological process (GO): protein import into peroxisome matrix, docking
Cellular component (GO): peroxisomal importomer complex; peroxisome; peroxisomal membrane
Molecular function (GO): protein binding
Source: RefSeq, a predicted model, not a curated record